AUGUCAAUCAAAAAUUUACCAACACGAUGCAUUCGAACUUUUGAUUUGCACGAAGGACCUGUUCACAUUGCACGUUAUAACUCAAGUGGCGAGUAUCUUCUCAGUGGAGGGCAAGACAAAAGUGUGUGCUUAUGGAAUCCAGAGACUGGCUUACGUAUUAAAACAUAUGUCGGGCACGGAAAAGAAGUGUUAGACAUUAAUGUUACCACAGAUCAUUCGCGUUUCGUUUCGUGUGGAGGCGAUCGUCAAGUUUAUUAUUGGGAUGUUGCCACAGGAAGAACGAUCAGACGUUUUGAGGGCCAUAAUCAACGCGUAAACACGGUUGAUUUCAAUAUGGAAGGAACAGUCAUUGCCAGUGGUUCAUAUGAUACGACUAUACGGUUGUGGGAUUGUAGGUCACAAAAUCGCAUACCAAUCCAAAUUUUAGAAGAUGCAAAAGAUAGUGUUACAUCUUUACAGAUCUCUCAAUAUGAAAUUGUAUCUGGAUGUACGGAUGGUAAUAUACGAACGCAUGAUAUUCGAAUGGGAACUCUUUUAACAGAUUUAAUUUCGCAUCCGGUGACAUCAGUAACUGUGUCCAAUGACUUCAACUGCAUACUUACAAGUAGUUUGGACAAUGUUAUUAGAUUAAUGGACAGAGAAAAUGGCGGGAUGUUGAAUUCCUUUAAAGGGCAUAGUAAUUCAUCAUACAAGAUUCAUUCUUGUUUAUCUAGAGAUGAUGCGUAUGUUAUCAGUGGAUCAGAAGAUGGUGCUAUUUACAUUUGGGAUUUAUUGGAGGGAAAGGUAUUGACCACAAUAAGUAAUGCUCAUUCAGGGGUUGUUACAUGCGUUAAGUAUCAUCCUCGCAUAAAUGCAAUGAUAUCUACGAGCAUCGAUGGGACAAUAAAACUGUGGAAACCGGCUGAUGAAGUAUCACAAUAG
Molecule: messenger RNA, 921 nt
Organism: Dentiscutata erythropus
Lineage: Eukaryota; Fungi; Glomeromycota; Glomeromycetes; Diversisporales; Gigasporaceae
Source: the annotation of a GenBank genome assembly